UGGUGCUCUGUGCUGGCUCGGCCUCAGUCCUCCGUCAACCACCGCGCUCGCCGCUCGCGCGCCGCGCACCGCGCCCAUGGACUACGAUCGACCAAACGAACACGCAUAUCUCCACAUUUCGAACCUUUCUACUUCUCUUAAAAUCAAAACCAUAUCGGAACGAGUCGACGAAUUGUGCGAGAUUUAAUAAAAUGAUUGUUAAAGUCAGUUUAGAGAACUUUUACCGACUUUGGAACACGCAGCUCACUAACUAUUGACAUAUAUCCUAUGCUCCUCGCCGUUGAUCCUGCUUGACAUUGUUUUGUUUCUUCACCAUGCAACUCAAAGGAACAUUUUACCAAAACCUAUUUAUACACAAGAAGCGACUGAAACUUUCUACUUGCAACCUUUGAAAACUAUACACAGAAUUUAUAAAACUAUUUACACUGUUUUAUAAAUGGUUUUAGACAUUUCUUUAUCCCCUUAAACUGGUAUAGAGACCUUUAAGAAAAAAAAAUUGUGACCAAAGACAUUAAACAUAAAUAAAAUAAUAGUAAUAGUGCGUGUGGAAUUACCUAGAAUUUAAAUACCUAGUGUGUGGUUUUAUCUCAUGUGUUAAAAACAAAUUAAGUGUGCCAUUAGGAACUAGUUCUAAACUUUAACAAUAGACUAUAGUGUGUGUAUUUGUGUGGAUUGUGUAUUAGCGUGUUAUAUACUGAAAACGGAUGAAGAUGCCUUGUAUGGACUUGAAGCUGAAGUGGCCCGAAGACAAUUCCUAGAACAAAGAACCUAUGGCUCAGUUACCCUGCCAUUAAACAUUCCUUCUCUCCUCUAUUUCAUAACAAAUAUAGAAUACGUUUAAAACAUUCCACGGUUAUCGCCUUAUACUUCUAUACUUUGUGAAAUCAAACCUCUGUUAAAAACGAGAAAAAACAACGUUGAGACUGUUAGAUUAAGAAAAGUGGUAGAUUGAUACGCGCGUGAACCUCUUCGGAGGGCGCAAGAGGCCGGCGCGAUGCGGUCUCACCAGGGAUGUACGUAAUAUAUCCUGCGGACGAAGUAGUUACCCAAUCUUACGGCACACACUCGCUGCCCAGGCCCCGGCAGCGCCCCACGCUAGACGUCCUCUUCGGGCCGCCGCCGCCCGCGCCGUCCCGCGCGGACCCUCCCUUGGUCCCCAGCCCCCGGCCCCCCCGCGCCGCGUCCCUCCCCAAAACGGCGCCCCCGGAGCCUGCGGACCGCGCGCCGGCCUCGCCGACGCCCUCUAUCGAGCGGCCGGCUAAGCUGCGCGAGCGCACCAAAGCGAGCAAACUGCUCAAAAAACUCGGCCGUCAUGAGGACAACGAGUUCGGAAAAAUAGUUAGAACCCCCGCUCCUGAUGAAUUCGAGCUUCCCGCCCCGCUGCCGACUCCCGCUUUCUCGCGGAAGAAUAUAUUCGACCGCGAUUUCGAUGCCCUGUUUGAAGUGGCGAACUCGCCACAAUUCACUGCUAAGAUCCGCGUCACCACUCCAGAGCCGGAUCGCCGUUCUGAUGUGUCAGCGGUGCACUUUCCCUCCCCGGCCACGUCUUCACUCAGCCUUCUCCCUCCGCGCCCGAACUCCGCGCCUAGUCCUUCGCCGUUUUCCUUCAGAACCUCGACGCCUUCACCAUCGCCUCAACGUUCGUCUUUUGAAGGUUCAAAUACAAAACCGAAGAAAGUUAGUUUCUUUCGAAGGCUGAGUCGUGCUAAGACCGAGUCUGAACCGAUGCAGCCUCGCACAGUAAUGCAGCAGCAGUCCAUAGACAUGGCUCUGCGGGAGCUGACGCACCCCGCACACAACGAGCAGCUCAAAAACCAACAGCAAGUCACAUUCAAGCUAGUCAAAACAGUGGCAGACUUCACGACGCAGCUCUCGCAGAUCUACGACCGGCACUCCUCCGAGCUGCAAGUACUCGUUGCCAAUUUCCGGAAAAAGAACAGCGAGCUCAAGAAAGAGAGAGCAUCAUGCCCGUCAUCUCUCUUCCACACAUGGGAAACGCUACUGCAAGAAGUGGAAGCAGACGUGAUCGCCAACAACAACGCGGCAACAGCGCUGGAACGCAACGUCGCCGCGCCGCUGGUUGACCGCACGUUCCAUAUGAAGGUGCAGGCCAGGAAACUGUUCGCGCACCGUGAAGGAUGCGAGGUCAUUCUGGCGAAGGCUGAUGAUCAACUCACUAAGAGCCGACAGGACUACCGCGCCGCGUUCGUGCAUUACUGCAACAGCCCGAGCCCGAGCGCGUUGGCCACGUACUACGACUCCCACAACACUUACGUCCAGCAGCUGACAGCCACCAAUGCCAUGCUGGAACAGUACCACAAGUACACGCUGCCUACUAUAUUACAGGACCUGGAAGAAAUAUUGACGGACGUGACCGCGGCAGUCAGCGAGGCUUUUUGUAUCGAAGGGGGGAUUAUCACGGAUAAGUCGAACCAGCAGCUCCGACGCUACGAGUCGCUCUGCGCGCAAGCGCGUGCGGUGUCGAGUACAGCGGACCUCGCGCACCUGGCGCGCGCGCUGCUGACUCCACAGCCGCCGGCGCGCCCACCGCGCCGCGAGUUCAUGCCGCCGUACCCGCCUGAACCUGAUGACCCGCCACUCGACGUUGCUGCGGAGGUGAUGCCACCGGUGCUACGCGGGGAGAUGCUACUAGACCGCAUGGGCGGUGGCCAGGCGCGCAUGAGCUACGAGCAGCUGCGCAAGGACGCGCAAGACCUGGAGAUGCAGAUCAAGCAACUACAGGACGGAUUGGAGGCGCUCGCCCGACUCCAGGCUCGCGGGUUGGAGACAAACAUGUACAGCAAAGUCAACGAGAUACAGGAGGACAUAUCUAUGAAAAAAUAUGACUACAGGGCGACACAGCUUCAUCUUGCUGCAGUAAGAGCUCAGAGAGAGCUAUUCGCAGCGAAAGCGGACAGCGGGACAACAGCAGUCGAUCGCAAACUCUCUUCGACAUCCGCCGGCAGUAUGAAGAACAAGUGGUUGAAAGCGUUCCGCAGCCUGAAGCCCCCCAGCGCCCCCCCACCCCAUGCUGCGCCACCAGACAAGAGGAACGGCGCGGGCAGAGAGGCUCUCCGCGGCGACUCAGACGCGCACAACUUCCAGGAAUACACCUAUAAGAAGAUAACGCCCUGCGAUGUCUGCUCGCAAGUUCUUAGAGGGCAUACCCGCCAGGGGCUUCGCUGUCGCCUGUGCAAGCUCAAUGUGCACGCGGACUGCAUGCCGCAGGUCGGCAAGUGCCAGACUAAGUCCCGCCUGCUCCGCCGGCAGAAGAGCACCUCGGAGAUCGAGUCCCACCGCGUGCAGGAAGCCGCUUUCGAUGAAGAUAAGGAGGAAGUGGAUCAGACCUACCAAGUUCUGAAGCGAGCCAACGAAAUCGCGAAGCCGGGCGGCGGCGGCGGGGGCCCGGUAGUGCGCGUGUCGGCGGCGCCCGAGGAGGCGCCCGCGCGCUCGCCGGCGCGGCCGCCCGGGGGCCUGGCCGGGCUGGCCGUGGCGCCGCAGCCCGUCGCCUCCAGCUCAGCGCCGCACUCGCCGAGACGUCAAAAGUUGAACCUUAGAAUGAAGAGCCUGUCGCUGGAUUCUCCGGAGUGCGGUGAACUGCGGCGGCGACCGGGGAGAGACCAGCCCUCGCAAGGCAGCCGCGUCCUCUGUUCGAGCAGGGCACUUUGCAUGAAGCAUGGCUUUACUAAGAUUAAUAAGCAUAUGAUACAUAACUAUACCACACGAUCGUCACCAUCAUCGCCGGUGCAUAGCAGGCGGCUGUUGAGCGCUCGCGGGGGAAGGAUGAGCAGCGUGGAUUUACCCGAUGAGCCUGACAAGAGCCUUUCAUCGAACAGUGCGAGCCCUUGCCCGUCGCCAGUCAAGCAGACUAAUAAGCAUCAACGCCUCCUACCAACCAACCUCUACGUGAUCCUCUACAACUUCAAGUCGCGGCACGCGGACGAGCUCGACCUCAAAGCGGGGUACAAGGUCACGGUCAUCGACACCUCGGACCCGGAUUGGUGGAAGGGCAAGUGCCUGGGCAAGAUCGGCUACUUCCCUUCCAAAUAUUGCACAAAGCUGCAGGCUGGGGAGCGGCCGCUGCAAGUUACGCAUAAUUUACAGGUAUCUGACGGCGACAACGGCCUAAUGCUCCUGCGCGACCAGAUCGUAAUCCAAGUGGGCGAUGAGGUUGACGGCAUGGUCAUGAUCCGAUCAGGCGACAACCGUCAGGGUGUGUGUCCCAUCAAAUUCCUACAAGAGGUGUGACGCUUCAGAAGAUCGAACUACGAUUUCAUGACAAAACGCGGAUCAUUCACCGAAGAAACUCAUACGCUCUACGUUCCGAAACCCGCACAAAGUGCUCCUGUCACCCCCUGCGACAGCGAAACCUCCACCUGGUCUGACCGACCCUCAUCCAGCCGAGAAAGACAGUACUAUGAACUACCCUCCACCUCAGACACGCGUUAUGAGGUCCCGAGCUCCACCGUCCGCUAUGAGGGCCCGACGACCGCUCGGUACGAAGGCCCCUCCACUUCCGAUAAGCGGUACGAAGAAAGACCUUCAACUUCUGAUAAAGCACGUUACGAAGAAUCUAUGGAAGGUUAUUGGUGGUGGCGCAGGCCUCUAGGCGUGAGGCGUUCCCAAUGCCGAAGAUGCGGAGCUUCCUCGUCCACUAGACCGUUAAAGAUGAAGCCAUGUGCUGGCACGACUCAGGAGCAAGACGAUCUCGACUGGGAUGGCAACCGUCCUCUGAUGUCACGCGAACGCCCUCUACUUUUCUUUAGGCAACUCUUUAUUUAAAUAGGCGAGUACCCCUUUGUCCGAAACGUUUACGAAUUAAUAUUAAUCGCAUCGCAACCUUAUUCAAAUUAAGGCUGUUUUUUUGGAAUGUUUUAUGAUAUGAUAUAACGUUUACGGAAUUGGGGUCAGCGUCCUGUAAAGUGGGAAUUAGGUGGAGCGCUUGCAUGGUUUCUCAAUGCGAUUGGCGUAAUUCUCAUUAGUGCUAUAGGACUAAGACUUUUUGUACGAGUUUAAACUCUAAGGCUGCCGUAGUUCUAUGGAACAAAUGGAAAGUACCGGUUUUUAAGCGGAAGGUUAAAAAAAAUUAAAGUGUUAUCAGGUUGCAAAUUGUGCAGACAGUUGUUAGUUUUAAUCCAGUAGCAUACAUCGUUUGUUAAAGACAUACACGUUCGAAUAGAAAUAGUUAGGAUUAUAUUCGGCAUCAAAAGAUUUAGUUGUAAAGUUAAACUGUGCAAAUAGAUCCCUUAAUCGAGAGAUAACCUCGUAUCUUACACAUAUUUGGCUGAAUAGAUGAUUUUUGAAUUGGCGACCUAAGUACUAAUUUAUUUGCGAGGUACAUUCCUUCCAAUACAGAGUUGUUUUAUACCUACCUGUGUUAUUAUACAUUUACCGACUUGUAUUUUUAUAUUUACACCUAAAGGGAGAUGAUAUACUUAUGCGUGAUUAUACUUAAUUACUUUUGUAACAUAUCAUUUUAAAAAUUAUUAUAGUACUUAUGUAUUGUGAUAACCUAACUUUAGUUAGAGUAAAGUUAAGGUUAAUUUAAAAUAAUAUGUUCUUGUUGCUUUACAAGUUUUGUAAAAUUUAAAUAUAUAAUUAUAGCAUUUAUUAUGAAUUAAGGGAUGAAGAUCUAUUAUAACGAACAGCAAAAUCUAUUUUAAAGUAAUAUGAAUCCGGGCCCAUUUACAAAGCUAUAUAUACUUUAAUAUGUAUUUUAUAUUAACCAAGUUUACAUCUAUUUCAAAGUAGCUUAAUUUAAUUGGUUAACAUGCCGAGCUGAGCCUAACAGCAGUUACUUAUGCCCAUUGUAUCAUAAUAUUUGCAAAUUACAUGAUACAGAAACUCAAAUAUGAUAUAAAAAUUAAAGUCCAAAUAUUCCGGAGCGAAUAGAGCUGUCUUUCAAGAACAGUCCAUAGAUAUAUUAAAGGAAUGUAAUACAUAUAUUAAAACUUGUUCCGCUUUGUAACAUUGGGAUGUAUUCAUUCGUGCCUGAUUGCCCGGCAUUACCGAUAGACAAUUAACAAAUCGUCAGUAACAACGCGUACCUACGUGUCUUAGGAAACACAUAGUUUCCAAGACCUAAAGAGAAUUAACACGGAAUACUCGUAGUAUUGAAGUAAUUUUUUAUGCUCGUGUUUAUGAAGAUAACCAUCUUCCAUUUAAAGUAACCACUUUAGUUAAUAGUAGGUACCCGAGAUUACAUUACUGGUUACCGAUUACGGAUUCUAUCUCAUGUUAUAUCUAAAAAAAACCUUGACAAAAUCUCAACGGAACGUUAGUUACGCUCUCGGUUGGUCGACAUUCUUGAACAUUAGCCAAAAUGGUGCAUAAUACAACGUUGCUGAUUUCAUUCUAGUGGAAAACAAGAGGAGGACUUCGUACUAUGAUACUUUAAUAGAUAUAUGUAAAACAUAAUUUUCUAGAUAUUUAGGACUUAUUACCAAAAUGAGCGACUAACAACGAAAGUUUAUAUAAUGAGGUAAAAAGGAAUGUAUAGGCGCGUAUUUAAAGAGCGUUAUCGCGAGCUAAAAUUAUAUCCUUAUUUCAAUAGCAUAUGAUUUCAAUAUCAUAAUGAAAUGGGUCAAUAAUGUCAAUAUUACUCAGAAAGUUUAAAGAAAGGUUUAUUGACUGAAAUUGAAAGCCUGAAUCAACAGGCUUAUAAACAACUGUCAAACAAGCUAGGCUUUAUACAUAGUUAAUAUAGAACUUAAUGUGAUCCUAGGUCCCAUUGCUGCGGUUUUGCUUAUGAAAUCGGUAUAUUCAUUAGUUUUAGUUUAGUGCGUGAACUGCACCAAGUAGCCGGAGCACUAGAUAGGCCUUCACCCAACUUUCAAUGGGAAUGUUGGAAUUAAAAUAAUUUAGACUACCUACUCGGUUUGUGUGGUUUGAAAUGGUUGACUACAGAGUCAUGUUUAGGUAGAUUUGACUAAACGGCUUUUCCGAACAUUUUGUUGUCGUGUGUCCCACUUGUAUGUCGGGACCGGUCCUAAGCACCUCCUGCGCAGGGUUUGAAAACCUUUUAAAAGAGUAAGUGAAAAGGUAGUCCUGUAAUGUUAAGCAAUUAAGCAGAACGACGGCAGCACGGACCGUGGUUGUUAUCGUAAAAUAUAGUCUCUCCGGCCUUUAUCAAGAGCUAUAAAAUAAACCCGAUUUUUUUUCUCCAACAACCAUGGCUCUGUGUGGGUGUGUUUGUGGUCUCUGGCUUCUAUGUGGUGCCACUAACCACUUACGUUUACGUUAACGUUUCUUAGACGCCCAUCCUAUAAAAUAUGGCGUUCCAAACAUGUGGUAGUUUUUUUUUCUAGCAACUUGACUAUGUAGAACUCUCUAGUUAUGCAACCUAUAACGUAAAUCGAUAAACAUGUUAGUUGCAUAUAUACUAAUAGUAACAUACUUUACUUGUCGCCUAAAAAUAAUGUAUGUUGAACUUGGUAGGUUGGUAUCGUUAUUGGGCAUCAAUUUAAGGCGAGGCAAUUUAUGGCGAUGUCAUUGAUUACUAGUACUAACUAAAAUAUGCUCAAUUAAGAGCAAGAUCCAAAUCAAUGCCAUCUAACCAACUUACAAAAGUCAAGCGCCUUGCGUUCAAAAUUAACGAAACUUCCAAACUAAAGCGGCGCACAUUUCUCCUUUUUUUCCUUUGUAGACAAUUGUCCUUUCACUAGAAUCAUUCUGAGCUCAAUACAAUCUUCAAUACUCCUUCCUAAUAUUAAAUAUAUCUAAGUACUGAUAUAAAAGUAUUUCGACUUAUCCGCACAAAUCCUUCAUAAGCCUCCAGGAAACCUGUUAACUUUGCGUUACAGGUUGUCUAUCUCAGGCCCUAACUAAUACUAAUACUAAUCCAUAAAAGUUAUCGUAAACUAUUUUAUUUAAUACGAACCGUCCCCCAAUGUAUUACAAGUUAAAAUAAGUGUAAAAUAUACAAGUAGGACGUAAACCGGAGUAUGAUAGAGCACGUAACGUAAGGGUUAUGAAGAUUAUUUACACGUACGAUAAACGUAUUUAGUUAGAUAGAAAACGUAUGAAUGUGAUACCUAAGAAGUUUCCAAUGACAUGAAUGAUAUCUUGAAUCCCUUACCGUUGAUAAUUUUGUAAACAUUUCAAAUACACACACCAAACAUGUGAAACAUGUACCUACACACACAAAUUGUAAGGUACUAUUACGCAAGAGCGGUGCUGCUUAUCUUUUUACUACAUACUUAAAAAGAGGCAUCGGCACACAUUUGGAAAGUUUACUAGUAAUAGGGUACGAAAUAAAUAUUUUUCAUUUUCAUUUUUAAAUGAAGCAAAAGAGGUACAAACAUUAAAAACUCGUCAUUGCAUUGACUUCUUAUGGCUUGGGCCCUUUUCACUGUUGACUUACUUUUUUUAUCUAAGGUUUUAAGUUUAAAUUUAUUAGACAUGUAAUCAUAUGUAAUGGAUUAAAGAUAUCUGUCAUCUAUGUACCUAUAACUUAUUUAUACAUACACUUAGAGGAUGCCUAUGGAUGUGUUGAAAGGAUAUACCUAAUAUAAUAUAUUUAUAAAAUAAAUAUGAGAUGAAAAUAAAUAUAUAUAUAUAUCUACCCAUGAUUCAAAAUCAUUAUUGCCUAAACCUUCCUGUAUUUUUCUGUGAAAUAGGAUAAAAAAUAUCAAAUUACAUGUUAAUACUAUUUAUAAGAGUACUAAGUAUUUACUUAGGUUAGUAUUUAAUAAAUCAUGUCCACUGUGUUAUUUAAUUAUAAUUUAAAUACUUAAUGUUUCGGUUAUACCUUACCAUUUUUGGAAUAAACUAACGGAACCAAAUUAUUACCAAAAAUACCUAUUUAUGUAUUUACGAGUAUUAUUAGUUUAGGUAUAGUAUAGUUAUUAAGAAUCCCAAGUGAGAUGUUUAUUAUAUACAUGUAAUAAAAAUUGUAUAUGAAUGUGAUCAUUACUUUAAAAUUGGCCUUUCUCUCACUAAAGUUCCUUUAUAUUAUAUACAGAAGCUCCUAUUAAAAAACCUACAUUUUUUAGUUAUUAUUGAAAUCAACGUGUUAUAAAUAUACGAUGAGGUACCCUGAAAUAAUAUGAGUGAUUAUAAUAAGAUACCAAUCUUGAUAUUUUUCAAAUAGUAACUUGAAUUUAUAUUAAAAAAUAUAUGAAUUAGUUACUCUACGUAAUGCUGAAUGCUCCACUACUUAUCAUGCUCAGAAAUAUUUUACUGAAUCUUUGGUCGGAGAAAGGCCUUAAAACGAAUUAUUCAAUGAGAUAAAAUUAUUAUUGUAACUUACACUGUUAGGUUAGGUGCUUUAAUCCGUUCGUUUUUUAAAUCUUUACUAGGUUGCUAAUUAGCAAAAAAAAUAUUUGCCUUCCAGGUAAUAGAAAAAUGUAUACAUUAUUUUACAUUGUGUAUUUAUGUUCUAAAUUAUCUGAGGUGAAUGAGAUUAAGGCCCUUCCUAAAGAGGUUUCAUGUAAAGAUAUAGUGCAUAAUUGUUUUCCAUCGUAUUAUCUCGGAAACGUUCGUAUUAGUCAUGCUAUUUCAGUCAAUGUCACCUACUUUUUGUACCAAGACUGACUGAAAUAGCAAGACACGACGAUGGAAAAUAAUUAUGCACUACAUCUAUCCAUUUUCAGGAAACUUUUUGCUAAGAGGGACAGAGAAAGGUGAAAAGUAUAAGUUGUGUCCCUGUCUCUCUUAGCAGCAGAAGUGUUCGGCAAAAACAUAAAUCUAAACCGUUUAACUUGACAGUGACGGGGCGACAUGAUCAGAGGUAUUAGGCCGAGCACAUGAUUGACGCGACAGUAUCUCGCCGCGUGAUAGACUAUAGACUACCCGUCUUUUACUAACUAUAGUAACUAUAUGAAUUAAAGGCGACGGGUAGUCUAUGUAGCGGCGAGAUACUCUCGCGCUAAUCAUGUGCUAGCCCGGCUGGGGGCCAAAACAAGAUAACAAUAGUUGAUAGAAAACGCCGAUAAUGUAUGGAAAUAGUCACGUGACUUUUCGUAGCACCUGUCAUCCAUAUAAGUACAUUUAUUUCUUUUCGUUUGGCACUUGUCGAUGUACGAUUGUUAUCUUGCCGAGGCCCCCUGAUCGACUCGGGUGCGUGGCGGGGUUGCAAUAUGAUACGAUCGCUUGCGCCUAUUGAUGUGCGCGCGAAAUGCACUGCGAGUCGUGUCAUAAGGCAUCUCACUCGCAUUUAUUGGUAUCCUACCGGGCAUCGCGCCAUUUAGAAAGAAAAUGGUGCGUAGGUACUGUAUCGAUACUGAAAUUUACUCAUAAAGUGGCCAUGCACUUUUGCAGCUGGGUGUGCCUACAAUUCGGAAAAGGGUCAGUCAGUGGAGUUACUUCAUCUAUUAUAAAAUCAACCUUAUUGUUUAGAUAAGAAAGAUCAAAUAAAUUGUCAUGACAGUUUUCGUAAUAGAAUGUUGAUCUAAAAUGAUUUUGAUUUUAAUUACUAACUGCACUAAUUUAUUUCACUUGUUGAGUAGGGAUGCAGAUAUCCAUACCCUUGUUUUAUGUUUAUAAAAAUCUGUUGAUUUGUACUGAGGUUUAUAACGAGUGUUUUGUUAGAUGGAAUAAAUAUUGUGUCAUGUAAAA
Cydia strobilella is the source of this 10557-nucleotide messenger RNA. RefSeq lists its product as uncharacterized. Lineage: Eukaryota; Metazoa; Arthropoda; Insecta; Lepidoptera; Tortricidae. The record is from RefSeq and is a predicted model, not a curated record. The transcript is spliced from 21 exons. Gene Ontology annotation, cellular component: extrinsic component of cytoplasmic side of plasma membrane. The coding region runs from base 1012 to 4248 and encodes 1078 amino acids. Gene Ontology annotation, biological process: skeletal muscle contraction; positive regulation of voltage-gated calcium channel activity; positive regulation of protein localization to plasma membrane. Gene Ontology annotation, molecular function: protein binding.